Messenger RNA from Cydia amplana, 1825 nucleotides. RefSeq names its product chitooligosaccharidolytic beta-N-acetylglucosaminidase-like. The record is from RefSeq and is a predicted model, not a curated record. Bases 113 to 1810 code for a protein of 565 amino acids. The transcript has 15 exons. Gene Ontology annotation, biological process: protein deglycosylation; glycosaminoglycan metabolic process; carbohydrate metabolic process. NCBI's taxonomy places the organism in Eukaryota, Metazoa, Arthropoda, Insecta, Lepidoptera, Tortricidae. Gene Ontology annotation, molecular function: beta-N-acetylglucosaminidase activity. Gene Ontology annotation, cellular component: lysosome; plasma membrane.
UCGCGUCCGCGUACCUGGGUGUCGCAAGUGCCUUUUUCUUGAAAGCCUCCCGUUCUCGAAGCAGAGCUGGGUCCAUAUUUUUGAAGAUUUACUACGAAACUCUAUAACAAAUAUGACGUGGCUAGAUAAGUUAUUAAUAGUUUGCGCUAUUCAAAUUGCGAUUGUUAUAAUUUGCGUCGCAGCCGACGACUACAAAUGGGCGUGCGACAGCGGCAAGUGUCUCAAGACACGCCAUGACCCCAAGAACAAGGAACCCGCCCUGAGCUUGGAGGCCUGCAAAAUGUUCUGCAACGAAUAUGGUCUCCUCUGGCCAAGGCCCACCGGCGACACGGAUCUCGGUAACUUCCUCUCCAAGAUCAACCUGAACAGCAUCGAGAUGAAGAUCGAACGGCAUGGUGAGACAGACAAACUGAUGCAGGAUGCUUUUCAGAGAUUUCUCAGUAUUGUGGCCCUAGCCAUACCCAAAGAUGCGAUACCGAAAACCAAAGGCAAGGUGUUAGAUGUGCAUCUUAUCAACCAGGAUCCCGAUACCGGCGGUUUUUCCCUGGACAUGCGCGAAAAUUACACACUGAAAAUAUCCGGGAACAACGAUAAAGUGGAAGCCUUUAUAACUGGAGGGUCGUUCUUCGGAGUCCGCCAUGGCCUAGAAACACUCUCUCAGCUCAUUCUUUACGAUGAUAUCAGAGAUCAUCUCUUGAUUGUUCGUGAUGUUAGCAUUAUGGACAAUCCGGUCUACCCAUACCGAGGACUGCUUCUCGAUACAGCAAGGAACUAUUAUUCCGUGGACUCUAUUAAGAAAACUAUAGAUGCUAUGGCCGCCGUGAAGUUGAACACGUUCCACUGGCACAUUACGGACAGCCAGAGCUUCCCCUUCGUGUCUGAGAGGAGACCGGAGCUCUCGAAAUAUGGCGCUUAUUCUUCUUCUAAGGUGUACACCCCAGCGGCGAUGCGCGAGGUGGUGGAGUACGGGCGCGUGCGCGGCGUGCGCGUGCUGCCCGAGUUCGACGCGCCAGCGCACGUCGGCGAGGGCUGGCAGGACACCAACCUCACCGUCUGCUUCAAGGCGGAACCCUGGGCCUCGUUCUGCGUCGAGCCCCCGUGUGGUCAGCUGAACCCCACGAGGGAUGAACUGUACGAUGUGCUAGAAGACAUUUACGCGGAUAUGGCAGAGAUAUUCCAGCCGGACAUAUUCCACAUGGGCGGAGACGAGGUCAGCGAACGCUGCUGGAAUGUGUCCGAAGAAAUCCAGCAGUUCAUGGUCCAGCACCGCUGGAACCUGGACAAGGCCGGCUUCCUCGAGCUGUGGGACUACUUCCAGAAGAAAGCACAAGAGAAGGCGUACACGGCAUUUGGCAAGAAGCUGCCUCUGAUCCUAUGGACCAGCACGCUGACGGACUACAGCUAUGUUGACAAAUAUCUUAACAAGGAUGAUUACAUCAUUCAAGUGUGGACAACGGGAGUAGACCCACAAAUCCAAGGGUUACUUUCGAAGGGGUACCGCCUCAUUAUGUCCAACUACGAUGCGUUGUACUUAGACUGCGGCUUUGGUGCCUGGGUUGGCGCAGGGAACAACUGGUGCUCUCCGUACAUCGGCUGGCAGAAAGUUUACGAUAACAGCAUAGCAGCCAUGGCCUCCGAGAACAAGUAUCUAGUUCUAGGAGGUGAGGCGGCCCUGUGGUCGGAGCAGUCGGACACGGCCACGCUGGACCAGCGCCUGUGGCCGCGCGCCGCCGCGCUCGCCGAGCGGCUCUGGACGGAGCCCCCCACCACGUGGCUGGACGCCGAGCACCGUAUGCUGCACACGAGGUGAGCUCUCAAACACUAG